Molecule: messenger RNA, 2206 nt
Organism: Oreochromis aureus
Lineage: Eukaryota; Metazoa; Chordata; Actinopteri; Cichliformes; Cichlidae
Product: STEAP family member 4
Exons: 10
Coding region: 351-1769 (472 amino acids)
Biological process (GO): copper ion import
Cellular component (GO): plasma membrane; endosome
Molecular function (GO): ferric-chelate reductase (NADPH) activity; cupric reductase (NADH) activity
Source: RefSeq, a predicted model, not a curated record
GACUUCCGUCUGAGCCAAUCCUAAAAUGGGAGGGGAUAGACCAAUACAAAAACUGACUCAGGACUGAAAAAUCUGUCAGUCUAGAAAGUGACAGAACAGACACAUGAACUUGAGAGGCAGUCAGAUGGUCCACUGGCACUUUUUCCAGAAGAUUUCCUUAUUUGAAGUAACAGUAAUUUAGUUACAGCUGUCUUGAACUUGGACACAUUACUCAUAAUAUUCACAUUGCAGUCCAGCUGUCACUGUGCUGGCAGAAGACCUGGUAGAGCGUUUUGUUCUUUCAGAACCACAGGAGGUAUUCUCCCUUUUUGUGUCAGACUGUGGCCGUGUUGUGUGACAGACUGAGCAGCAUGUCAAAGGAGGUGACUUCAGAGAGCGUAUCUCUGUGUCCUUUGAGCACAGCAGCAGCCACUGAGCAGGAGAUGCUAUGUAUCUUUGGGACGGGGGACUUAGGGCGCUCUCUGGGCCAGCGUUUUCUCCAGACUGGCUACAAGGUGGUGUACGGCAGCCGCAGACCCCACAGCUGUGGCCCAUUGCCUCCGGGAACUCAGGCGAUGAGCCAUGUGGCUGCAGCCCAAUCAGCCAGGCUGGUUUUUAUUUGUAUUCACAGAGAAAACUAUGAUUUCCUGGAGACUCUUGCACCUCAGCUCAAGGGGAAGGUCCUGGUGGAUGUCAGCAACAACCUCAAGAAGAAUAUGUACCCCGAGGCCAAUGCUGAAUAUCUGCAGCGGCUAAUCCCUGGAGCUCAGGUGGUGAAGGGUUUCAACACCUUGUCUGCGUGGGCCCUUCAGAAUGGACCUUCAGAUGCCAACAGACAGGUGUACGUGUGUGGGAACAGUCUUGAAGCAAAGCAGGCAGUAAUAGAGGUGGCUACCAAAUUAGGCUUCACUGUUCUGGACAGGGGGUCUCUGACUGCAGCCAGAGAGCUGGAGGACUUCCCUCUGCAGCUGUUCCCAGAGUGGAGGCUGCCCUUGAAAUUGGCCACUGGCCUCACUGCCUUCUUCUUCUUCUAUCUACUCAUCAGAGAUGUCAUCUAUUCGUAUGUGGUGAAUGAUAAAGACGUCUCUUUUAGAAUCAUGGCAUCCUUGGCCAACAAGGUGUUCCCCAUCGUGUCGCUCAUUAUGCUGUCUUUGUGCUACUUGCCUGGAGUCAUAGCUGCCUUCCUUCAGCUCUACAGAGGAACUAAAUACAAGCGUUUCCCCGACUGGUUGGAUCGUUGGAUGUUGUGCAGGAAACAGCUGGGACUCGUUGCUCUUGCCUUGGCUUCUCUGCAUGUGCUCUACACUCUUAUCAUCCCUAUCAGAUAUUAUGUGAGAUACAGACUGGCAGCACAUACUAUCUCACAGAUCAGGGAGAACAAAACGUCACCAUUUGAUACCACCAUGGCCUGGCGUACUGACUCGUACUACGUUAUUGGGAUUCUGGGAUUUGGCCUGUAUCUCCUUUUGGGAAUAACCUCCCUCCCUUCUGUCAGCAAUAUACUCAGCUGGAGAGAGUUCAGCUUUAUACAGUCCAAGCUGGGCUACCUGACACUGUUCUUCUGUACAUUUCACACCUACCUGUACGGAUGGGAUAAGUUUCUUCAGCCUUCAUCCUACAAAUGGUUUAUGCUCCCUGGCUACAUGCUUAGUCUGGUGGUGCCUUCUGUGGUGCUAGUGCUCAAGCUGCUUCUCCUCCUGCCUUGCGUGGACAGCACUCUCACCCGGAUUCGACAGGGCUGGGAGAGAACUGAUCCCGAGCAAGAACGCAAAAAAUUACUCCUAACAUGAGGCAAUGGCACUGCAGGUACAAAUGAAUUAUAAACACAGACGCAAGGGCAUAGAUGUCAUAGAGCCAGGAUUAUAUAAUUACAAGAAAACUGUUGAGUGUUGUAAACGUGGUACAUGUAAAAGCAGCUUUCCUUUGCCUUUGUGUUCGUCUCCAUUAGAGCUUAAUAUUUUUCCACAUGUACCUCCAGAAGUGUUACAUAAUGUAAUUUGAGAUUCUGUGUUGUGUCCUCUAUGACAUCCUUAAAAAAAAUAAAGAAAAAAGAAAAAAUACCAUCAAUCUGAACUUGCGGUGUGUAGUGGGUUAUGUUUAUUGCAUUUAUUGUUACGUAUUUGGUUCUCACUGCUUUUCCUUUGUUCUUUCUUGUUAAACACCCAUUAUGUUAAUUGUAACCAAUGUAAAUACUCUUUAAAAUAAACAACAGUGUAACAGACCAAGA